Clonostachys byssicola is the source of this 1617-nucleotide messenger RNA. Lineage: Eukaryota; Fungi; Ascomycota; Sordariomycetes; Hypocreales; Bionectriaceae. The record is from the annotation of a GenBank genome assembly.
AUGGAUAGAAAGGAAGAUGCCUCUGACGCCAGUCUGUACGCCAUCGUUAGUGGUCAUCAAAGCGGCGGACCAGUAAAUACACAUACAUGGAUACUUUCACAAAUGAGAGACCGGCUUGAUCAUCCUCCGGAUGCCGAGCCACUGCGGAAGCAAUGGGCCUUGGCCAUGGUCGGAGCCUCGUCGAUGGCGAGGGCUCUGGGAAAUUUUGGCGAAGCGGAAGAUAUGGCAAAAAGAGCCAAACAGACGCUCGAGGUUUUAUUCGGAGACGACAGCUACGAGACAACAAAGGCCGCCGAAGAAGUCGCAGAAGCCUACUUCGCCCAGGGACGCUUCGACCAAGCUGUAGUUCUGCAAACUGAUAUUCUCGGGCGCCGAGAGAAUCAAUUUGGGCCGGACCAUUUAGAGACUUUAAGGGUGAAAGCCACCCUAGCCCGGAUAAUUUGGUCCCAAGGUCUGUACAGCGAGGCAAGAGGCCUUGUGCUUCAAUUGAGGCAAACUUCUGAAGCAACAUAUGGCACAGACCACCCUUUCACGGUCAGUGUUAAAGGCCACUUGGCGGAUAUAGACUCGUGCGAAGGCCAAUGGCAAAAUGCAGAGAAACUUCAACUUGAAGUCAUGGACUGGUGCAGACAUCACUUGGGCCAAGAUCACCCGCAGACUCUGCAUGCCAUGUUUGGUCUGUCAAGAACAUAUCGCAACAAGGGCCAACUGACGGCAGCAGAAGGGCUUCAAUCGAGGGUACUUAGCCUCAGAAGAACGAUCCUUGGCUCAAACCAUCUUGAUACAUUAGCCAGUAUGGAUGAUCUGGCAUUGAUAUACCUAGAGCAAUCUCGCUGGAAGGAAGCAGAAUGGCUACUCGUUCAGGUUUUGGAGAUGAGGAAGGGAGAGUUGGAUAAAAGCCCAACCAGACUAACCAGUGAAACUGCUCUGGCAGUAGCAUACAGGAAUCAGGGACGUCUCAAAGAGGCCGAAGUCUUGGGAUUGAAAGCUCUCACAGGAACAAGGAUGAUAUAUGGAGAAGAUGCUCGCCAAACCUUUGGAUGCAUGUCAAACUUAGCAGCAACCUAUUUUGACCAAGGACGCUUCAACGAAGCAGAGGCCCUCUUGGAGAAGGCUCUAGAGAUUGGGCAGAAGACUUUGGGAAAGUUUCAUCUGCGUACGAUGAGCAUUUUAUUUGACCAUGCUCGGGCUGUUUGGAGCCAAAACCAAGAUGGGGAGGGCGAAACAUUGAUGUUGCGAGCAGCGGAAACUCAGACCAAGGGUCUUGGGGAGAACCACGCCGUGACCUUGAUUACUAUGGAACUAAUAGCGGAUAGGUAUGAAGACCAACAACGCUUUAGGGAAGCAGAGCCAAUAUUGUUGAAAGUUAUUGAGUCAAAAAAGAAAACGCUGGGAGCGACACAUCCAGGCACAUUAGAUGUGAAGGCCAAGUUAGCUCGGUUAUACUACAAACAGGGGCGCUUGGGAGAAGCGGAGCAACUGGAGAUCCAGGUCAUGAGAGAGAGUCAACUGGUACUGGGGCCCAACCACCCACUGACGUUGUCACUCAUGAACCAAAUGUAUCAUGUAAUACAUGGAAGAAACCAAGGCGAGAGAUUGAAGCACUCUUCCUCUUGA